GUGCAGUGACAAGCUGAAGUCCGUUACAGGACAGUACUCAUUUGGAGCAGCUGUCAAGAGAAACUUGACUAGACUGAAAUUUAUUUAUUUAUCACAGAAAUGUUUUUAUGAACAUUUUUCUUUAAUUUUAAUAGACGCUUUUUUUUUCCUGAAAGGUUCGAGGUCAUUAUGUUUUAGGUCGCGAGCUGUGCUGAGAAGUGCGCGAGCUCAGCGUGUGGGAAUGAGUCGCGCGCGCAGAAUUUCGGCUCUGUUCCACCUGUCGUGUUGAGACCCGCGCGCCGCUCGCUCGCGCUCUCUCUCUCUCUCUCUCUCUCUCACUCGCACGCACGCACACACACAGGUGUACUGCACCUGCCGCGCGAGCUUUCCGCGCGCGCUGCCGUCUCACCGUGCUCGCUCUUCUCAUAGCCCGUGUUUGUGCUAAUUCAGUAGCCUUUAGCCUCAGUGAACUCAAGAAAAUUAAGUAAGCGGGCAGUGCUGGUGCUACAGAAUGAUCCAGCCUACAGCCAGCGUCGUGCCUUCACCAGUGAAGAUGAAGCAUGGAAGUCCUUCCUGGAGAACCCGCUUACAGCUGCCACCAAGGCCAUGAUGAGUAUUAAUGGAGAUGAGGACAGUGCUGCUGCUCUGGGCCUUCUUUAUGACUAUUACAAGGUGCCACGGGAAAAGAGGACAAUAUCCCAGCCAAAGGCUGACAUCCUAGGCUCUGAUGUGGAUCCCAACAAAAGCAGGAACCUCAUGGCUCCUCUCCCAGAGGCCUCAAUGGCAUCGGCUGACAACAGGAUCCAGGUUCUGAAGGGAGUCCCGUUGAACAUCGUGCUCCCUGGGAACCACCCGGUGCAGGACAAGAGAGCGCUGUUCCCCUCACCUGACACUACAGUCACUGUGUCCAUCGCUGCUAUGCCCAGUUACCCUGUAAAGACUGAGGAGCCAUCGCAUGCUUUCUCUGUCACUGUGCCCAACCCGCACUGUUCUGAGCCUGAGAGUCAUGCAGUGGCAUUCGAGCGUCAGCUUGCCCACAGUCAGUUCAGCCCCAACACACAGCCCCGUACACCAGACUCUACUUUCCCUGAGCCCUUCAAGGAUGGGGUUCAGGAGGUGUUCUCGUUCCCAGGGGAUCUCCACUUACGGAUGGGCUCCAUUGCACAAGAGGACUAUCCCACCUUUGACACUGUGUCAGGUAAUAAUUUUGAGUACACACUGGAAGCAUCAAAGUCCCUCAGGCAGAAGUCAGGUGAUGGCACAAUGACAUACCUCAAUAAGGGCCAGUUCUACCCUAUCACUCUAAAGGAAACAGACAACAGCAAAGUCCUUCACCACCCCAUCUGCAAAGUCAGGAGUGUUGUGAUGGUAGUGUUCGGUGAGGAGAAAUGCAGGGAUGACCAGCUCAAGCACUGGAAGUAUUGGCACUCUAGACAACACACGGCCAAACAGAGAUGCAUCGACAUAGCUGACUACAAAGAAAGCUUUAAUACCAUCAGCAAUAUCGAAGAGAUCUCCUACAACUCUAUCUCCUUCACAUGGGACAUCAACGAGGAGGCAAAGAUCUUCAUCUCGGUCAACUGCCUGAGCACAGACUUUUCUUCUCAGAAGGGUGUAAAGGGUCUCCCAUUGAAUCUGCAGAUCGACACGUACAGUUACAACAACCGCAGCAACAAGCCUAUUCACCGUGCCUACUGCCAGAUCAAGGUGUUCUGUGACAAGGGUGCAGAGAGGAAGAUCCGUGAUGAAGAGCGCAAGCAGUCACGCAGGAAGAGCAAAUGUCCCGAGGUGAACCCCAACCUGGCUUCUUAUGUGGAUGCCAAAAUGCCUCUGAUACACAAGCGUAGUGAUAUCACUGUCUUUAAGAUGAUGACAGACCUGGACACUCAGCCCAUCCUCUUCAUCCCAGACAUUCACUUUGCAAAUUUCCAGCGCCAUCCCUUCUCGUCUGAUGAUGCAGAAGAUGGCUCAGGGAUGAAAAGAUUACCCUACUCAGAAGACGAGUUUGGCUCUCCUCCUAAUAAGUUGGCCAAGGUGGAUGAACAAAAGAGAGUUUUGUUGUACGUGCGGAAGGAGAGUGAGGAGGUUUUCGAUGCCCUCAUGCUGAAGACUCCUACACUGAAAGGACUGGUGGAAGCAAUUUCAGAGAAGUAUGAGGUUCCUCUUGAUAAACUGGGGAAGGUCUAUAAGAAGUGCAAAAAAGGGAUCCUGGUCAACAUGGACGAUAAUAUUAUCAAGCAUUACUCUAAUGAGGACACCUUUCAGAUCCAGAUGGAGGAGAUUGGUGGAAUGGUAAAGCUCACUCUCACUGAGAUUUGAAUGGCCUCCUUCCCCAAUAUGGACUUGUUUACAUGCCUCUGUCUGCAUCCAUGGCCUUGGGGGUACCUCAGGCCUUCCAUGCACUUCUUGUCUGUGGUUUCCUACAUGUAGCUAAGACUAAGAUUUUCUCCUCUAAUCUCCCCAAAUCCUAUUUGUUGCGUGCAUCACUUGUGACAUGUGAAGUUUAUACCAAACUAUGCAAUGUGUGAAAUGAAAAUGGAGGGGGGAAUAUACAUGCCUUUAUUAUAUAACUUCUGAAGUUUUGAGCCAUAUGUGGUUUUUUUUUUUUUUGUGGAAUGUAAAAAAAGCAAAUAUUUGUAGUUUUGAAUAGACUGAGAAUCUGAGAAAAUCAGAUUCCCUCUUAAUAUUUUAUUGGUGUUAUAGAGCUUUAGAUGCAACAGCACUGGAGAUCCUGAUCUUCAGAGCUGAGAGCUGAAUCCAUACAGUAAAUGCGGUAUUGUUGCUGUUAGAGGGAAUUUAGGGCAUUCUCACUGGUUUCUGUAUUUAUACAUAAACACUGAGCAGUAUUUCGUGUGUACAGCAUAACCCCAUGCUGAGCAGCUCAAUGAGGUACUGUGUCACCAGUGUUGCUUGUGUAUGUAUGGGUGGAUAAGUGCAGAUUAUGUAUCUAUAUACACAUGUGUGGGGAUUCAUUACAGUUUCAUCCAAAAACAGAUAAGAUGUCCUUAAAGUGAAUUCUGUAAUUUUUGCAUAUCACAGCAGAAAGUUCUUGUUCUGGAUACAAACAAGGACAUUUUUUGUUUGUUUGUUUGUUUGACUUAAUGCCCCUGUUGGAAAAACAAACAGAGCAACAUGAAUUCCAUGUCGAUUUCAUGCAGAUUUUUGCUGCUGUUUCUGGUGCUGGUUAACUAAUAAAGUUAAGAGAUGAGGGAUCAUAAUAAAUAAUUUGUUACAGGUAGACACUAGUCAGAUACUAGUGUUUUCCCUGAUCAAAAAUGCCUAAAACUCCCCCAACAAGAGUAAAAUUUUCCAACAGAGCAUGAUAAAUUACUAACACAGAACCAGAACUACCAUGCAACACAUGUAAGAGGUUUUGGAUUCAUAAUGCCAAGUUAAUAGUAUUAUGUUUAGACUAUCAAUAGUUUAUUCAGUGUCCAUGGAUCAUUGCUUUCUCUUAAAUUUUGUUUAUCAGUCAUCCUGUUUGGAGUCUUUUUAAACUACAAACUGUAUAGCAUCAGGUUUUUUAAAACAGUUUUCUAACUCAAUUAUCAGCUAAUUUUUUGUAUCAAAGUACUUAUCUGUAUAUUUAUUAUAUUUGGGUGGGGUAUUUUUGAUAUUGUUCUUCAAACAAAAUGUGCAUUGCUGUUAUAUACUGUUACAUGUUAAAUGCUUUUAUAUGGAAUCAAAACUAUAAAACUAUGCUGUAUUUAUACACAGGGUAGAUUUGUAUUUCUAUUAGCUCCUCCUAAAAGGCUCAAAUAUUCUUUGCUGUAUGGCUUUAGCUGUUAUUAUGUGCACAUAUUUUCAUUUAGUUGCAAUAAAAGCCAGCUUGUCUUGGCUGUUGUGA
Molecule: messenger RNA, 3826 nt
Organism: Neoarius graeffei (lesser salmon catfish)
Lineage: Eukaryota; Metazoa; Chordata; Actinopteri; Siluriformes; Ariidae
Gene: grhl1
Product: grainyhead-like transcription factor 1
Exons: 15
Coding region: 586-2298 (570 amino acids)
Biological process (GO): regulation of transcription by RNA polymerase II
Cellular component (GO): nucleus
Molecular function (GO): RNA polymerase II cis-regulatory region sequence-specific DNA binding; DNA-binding transcription activator activity, RNA polymerase II-specific
Source: RefSeq, a predicted model, not a curated record